This is a messenger RNA of Funneliformis geosporum, 2580 nucleotides long. NCBI's taxonomy places the organism in Eukaryota, Fungi, Glomeromycota, Glomeromycetes, Glomerales, Glomeraceae. The record is from the annotation of a GenBank genome assembly.
AUGUCUGAACAUAGAAAUUUUUUUAAAGGACAAGUAGAAAUUCCAAUCUCAGAGGAUGGAGAUUUAUCCGAAAAAUCAAAUAAUCAUGGCAAAGAAAAGAGUAGAAGUACUUUAUUAGAUACAAUUUUAGGACGACCUAAUUUUUCAGCAACAUCACUUCAUAAUGAAUUGGACGAGCAUAUUGAAAAAUUUGACAUUUUUACAGAAAAAGUUGAAGAGCAUCGUACUUUACAAUUGAUAGAUAAAGAAGAUCAAAAUUUAUAUAAUGAAAUUAAUAAUUGGGUGGAAAAGAAUCCUGGUAUUACUUUGGAGGAAACUAUUUUGAAAUAUGAUCCGGAGAAAUAUCCUAAUUCUGAUGCGCUUGCAAAAGUAGUUCAUGAUUAUCCAUUCCCAGAUUUCAUUUUAAAAUAUGAGAAUGAUAAAGGCAAACACCUGUAUGAUAAUGAAAAGGACAAUAAAGAGAAAAAUGCGAUUCGAGCAAAGAAACGUCAAAACUUUGAAUGUUUGCUUCUUCGUGCUGGAUUGGUUCUUGAGCACGAAAUUGAUACAGAAGGAAAUCAUACUUAUGUUAAAAUUAUUGCUCCAUUCGAUAGAUUAUGUGAGCAAGCUCAACAAACUAAAAUUAAAAUUCGUUUGAACGAUGAAAGUUUACCAAAGGAUUUAUCAAUUUUUGAUACAAGUCGCUCCAGAACGAUAUUUUCUAAAAUCAAAGAAUUUUUCUCAUAUAAAAUAGAUCUUAAAAAAGAGUCGUCCGUUUUCAAAAAGGAUCGAUUGAAAAAGUUUAAAGGAGCAGAAUCUCAAAAAAAUAUUGCAGAAAUUUCAUUGAAUUUCUUUACUACUGCAAGAAGAAAUUUAUUAGUUCAUAGAAUGAUAAUUACAGCUAAUCAAAUUAAUAAAAAAGUGGUUUUAGAUAAUGGUCGGAUGAUAUAUGUUAAAAGAAAAAUAGAUUCUUUAGCAAUUAGCAAACUUCUUAAAGCUGGUGUUUAUGAUAAGUUUUAUCCUAUUCAUGAUGGUUUAGCUAAAAUUAAGUCUGGUUCAAUUACGUCUCCUGAAGAAUUAGAAAAAUAUAAUUUAAGGGCUCAAUUAAACGAAUUAUGGGUUAAAAGUCAUAGGAAACAACCAAUUGAAAAAAUAAGAGAAUAUUUCGGUGAAAAAUUUGCUUUAUACUUUGUUUGGUUAGGCUUUUAUACAUCAUGGUUAUCAAUAGCAAGUUUAGCAGGUUUAAUUGUAGUUAUUUAUGGAGUAAUUGACGCGGCAAUCGAAACUAGUUUUACCAGUAUUAAAGACGUUUCAGUAAUUUGGGAUAACGCACUUACGGCACCUUAUACAUUUUUAAUGGCAGUUUGGGCUACCUGUUUCUUAGAAUCAUGGAAGAGAGCCAACGCUUCAAUACAAUACGAUUGGGACGUGGUUGACUUCGAAAGAGAGGAGCUUCCAAGACCUGAAUUUUAUGGAACUAGAAUCGUAAUCGUAACUGUAGGAGUUUUAAUAAUUUUCCCAAUUCAUUUUAAUAUCAAUCCUCCAAAGUUAAGAGCUGUAAUUACAGCUUCCGUAAAUUUAGCAACCAUUAUUAUAUUGAACAUUGUAUACAGAAAUGUAGCAAAAUAUCUUACGCAUUUUGAAAAUCAUAAAACUCAAACACAAUUCGAAGAUUCAUUGAUUCUUAAGGCAUACCUUUUUGAUUUUAUCAAUUUUUAUUCGGCUUUAGUUUAUAUUUUGUUGUUUAAGCAACAUUGCGAGGUGUACGUAACCUGUAUGAAUGAACUUACAAUUCAACUAGCAAUUAUUUUUAUUGGUAAACAAAUGAUAGGACAAGUUCAAGAAGUUUUAAUUCCAUGGUUAAUGAGCAAAUGGUAUAAAACUAAAAAUAUAGCGGAACGAGAUGAAUUGCAGAAAAAAUAUGAAGAAUCUAAUAGAAAACAUACGGAAGUGCCGCAAUGGGUACAUGAUGAUAAUUUAACAAAUACAUCGGAAACCGUUAGAACCGAAUAUGAAGAAAUUGUAAUUCAAUUUGGGUUUAUUACAUUAUUUGGAACAGCUUUUCCAUUAGCUCCAUUAUUUGCUUGGAUAAACAAUAUGACUGAGAUAAGGUCCGAUGCGUUCAAGGUAUAUGAACCUCAAGAAUAUAUUAAAACAUUUCAAAGACCAGUUGGAUCUCAAGCGCAGGAUUUGGGAAUGUGGGAAAAUAUUAUGUCUAUAGUAUCAUUAAUAUCGGUAGUCACAAAUGCAAUAAUUAUAGCAUUUCAUUCAUCAUGGAUGCAUGCUCAAUUUGACAAAUAUACAAAGAAUUCGGAAGAACUAUUAGUUGCUAGGCUUGGUUUUGUACUUGCUUUUGAGCAUCUUGUAUUUAUCAUUAAAUUAAUAUUUGCGUAUAUGAUACCGGAUAUACCAAGAACAGUUAAAGUUGCAAUCGAGAGAGAACGGUAUCUUACUAGACUGACGGUGGAUGAGGAUCCACCUGCGUUAGAUGAAUAUUGGAGUGAAGAUAAAGAUGAUUCUUCUUUAUUUUCUGUAAAAGGAACUUUAUUGUUGCCUUCCAAAACUCCCACUGGUGGUAAUAUUAUUAAAGAUAACGCAUGA